Molecule: messenger RNA, 3360 nt
Organism: Colletotrichum karsti
Lineage: Eukaryota; Fungi; Ascomycota; Sordariomycetes; Glomerellales; Glomerellaceae
Product: ncs1 nucleoside transporter family protein
Exons: 12
Coding region: 1-3360 (1119 amino acids)
Biological process (GO): DNA-templated transcription; nucleobase transport; transmembrane transport
Cellular component (GO): plasma membrane
Molecular function (GO): nucleobase transmembrane transporter activity; DNA binding; zinc ion binding
Source: RefSeq, a predicted model, not a curated record
AUGGGGUUGCAAACAGUCCUCCAGCGGGUGGGACUCCCCUUCGUUUCUCGGUGGAUUAACGACGAUAUCCGACCAAUCGAAUCCAGAAGACGAACAUGGGGCUUUUUGAUGUUCCAUAACUUCUGGCUCCUGGUCAACUGCAACAUCACGACAUACCUCACUGGCAGUGCCCUCAUACCGCUGGGCCUCACAUGGUGGCAGGCAUUGAUAUGUAUCGUGCUGGGUAACCUCAUCGCUACAGGCGUAGUCAUUAUCAACUCCCUUCCCGGAAGCUACUAUCAUCUCGGGUUUCCGGUCUAUAGUCGGGCGGUAUGGGGGAUGUGGGGGUCCCAAUUCGUCAUCUGGAACCGCAUCUUCCUCUCUCUAGUCUGGUAUGGCUUCACAGCCUGGGUCGGCGGCGAGUGCAUCUACCUGAUCCUCCUAUCCUGGGACCCCCGUCUAGAGUCUCACGUCCCGAACACGAUGCCCACGGACACGGGCAUGACGACCGCGCAAUUCGUCUCGUACAUACUCUUUUGCGUCAUCAGCCUCCCGGUUCUUUGGAUUCGACCCCACCGCCUCGAGAAGUUCUUCCGCGUCGCCUGCUCCAUCACCCUCGUCUUCUUCCUCGUCCUCCUCAUAUGGGCCCUGGCGACCAUGGGACCCACGGGCUUCGGCGACACAAUAACAUCGGGCUCCGUGCUGCCGAACACCGGAGGGCCGCAGAGCGUGGCGUGGCUGAUGAUCUAUGGCAUUGUCUCCACGAUCGGGUCCAUCGCCGCGGGUAUCCUCAACCAGAACGAUUACUCCCGAUUCGCGACGCAGCCGAAGCAUGCCAUCCUCGGGCAGGCUGUCUCGUUUCCAUUCUAUGGCAUCUUUAGCUCGCUGAUCGGGAUCCUGGUGACGGCGGCUACGCAGCAUCGUUUCGGUGGUGAGGCCAUCUGGAACCCGCCGACCUUGUUUGCGCAACUGCUGGCACAGAACGAGACGGCGGGGACACGGGCCGCUUGCUUCUUCGCGGGCCUUUGUCUCGUCAUAUCCCAGAUCGGCGUCAACGUACCGGGGAAUGCGCUGGCCGGCGGUUUCGAUCUGGCAGCCACGUUCCCGAAGUACCUCAACAUAAGGCGAGGGGCGUAUAUCACGGCCAUCUUCAGCAUCGUCGUGAACCCCUGGCGGCUUGUCAACACGGCCACGACGUUCCUCACAGUGCUGUCCAGUUACAGCGUGUUCCUGGCCCCUAUGACCGGGCUGAUGAUCUCAAGUUACCUGGUUGUCAACAAGAGGAAGGUCAACGUCGAUGACUUGUACCGUGGUGACUCGGACAGCAUAUACUGGUUCUCGUAUGGGUGCAACUGGCGAGCUCCCGUGGCGUGGCUUGUCGGUGUCGUUCCUUGCAUGCCGGGCUUCGUCGCAGCCGUCGAUACAUCUGUCACAGUUAGUGAAGGGGCAACGGAGCUCUACUACAUGUCAUACAUGUAUGGUCUCCUGUCGAGUGGUCUUGUGUAUGCCGUGCUGCAUAAGGUAUUCCCUGCCAAAGCUCUGGAUUCGUUUGUCAAAACUGCGCCUUCUGCAAAGGAGCUCCAGGAGUUCCAUCUUGGUCUAUUCUGCAAGGGACGCGGUCUCGAAUGCACAUCAUCCACCCCUAUCGACCAGACAUCCGACGCCGCCGUGGGGGGUCGCAACCAUGUCCACACUACCGCCGGGCCGUCACAGCCAGAGUUCGGCCACCGUCAAAGGCCCAACAGCCCUGGCCCCGCAGCCACUCCUUCCGCCGUUGAAGGUCCCGGCCCCAAUACCGAUGGGCUGUGGACCUUGGAAGACAACGCGAACCGGACUGCGCACAGCAUGGGCCCGGCUGCAGAGCAAGACACCCACGUUCUCGACGCCAUCCGCUCCAGUGUGUUGAGCAGCGCGGAUGAAGUGGACGCCGACAUGAUCCAGGUCUACGGCGGCAGCAAGUACCUAUGGGACCCUCCCGUCCAUUUCUGUCUUCUCCAAGACGAGUUCGCAGCCCAUGACAAUGCUGCCAGGAACGCCGCAUCGUCUGCCAUCGAGGGCCUCGUUGGCCAGUACGGGCCCAUUCUCGUCCGGCUCUACUUCAAGCACAUUCACCCGGUCCUCCCAGUCCUCUCCAAAGUGCGCUUUCUGAGACAAUACGCCGUCGACAAGACAAAGCUUCCAGCAUCGUUGAGGGGCGCCGUGUAUGCCUUGGCGUCAGUAUUCGACAAGAAGGACCCCUCUCUGAAAGGGCCGUUUCCUUUUAAGCAGCACCAGCUUGCAGACUAUGCAACCGAUUCUCUGCAGCGAGAGCUGGAUUCUCCAAAUCUCGCGAAACUGCAGGCGAGUCUGCUGCUGUUGCACGUGAAGCCGAACGAUGUCGACAGCAUCGAGCACCCCCGGACGUGGACCUCUACCGCCCAGGCCGUGGCCACCGCCCAGAUGAUUGGUCUUCACCAGGACGCCGAGAGAUGGUCUAUCGCCCCUUGGGAGAAGAGCCUGCGGAGGAAGCUGUGGUGGGCCACGUACGUCGCCGACGUGUGGUCUGCGGUAUGCCACGGGAACCCGCCUCAUAUCUACCCGGCGUCCUUCAAUACGUCGGAUAUCACGAUGGACGACUUGCGAAGCGACGAAGAGGUGCCUCCUGAACUUGAAGCGAUGAUUGACCCCGUAAGCUCCGGAUUCCAAAUCGCCACGGGGGCUCGGUUCUUGGAGUUGGUCAAGGUCAGUCAAGCACUGCGUGAGAUGAUUGAUUGCAGCUUUCAAGUACCCCGACUGAGGCCGCCGGGACCAGGGGAGGAUGGUAACACAGGCCGCCUGCUGUUGCUGAGAGACAAGCUCGGAGAUUGGGAUGGUCUCCUCCCUCGAUGCCUCGCCAUGCCGUCACCCGCAGAAGCUCUCGGUCCGUCUAACAAUGCACCGCUACACCUAGCCUACUACGCCUAUCUGGUCCUGCUAUAUAGGGCGCUAAUGACACCAGCAACAAAGGAAGCGAAGAUGGACUCUUCUUCGAAUCUUCAUCGCUGGUUCGAGACCGCAGUACGAGACUUCGAAGGGUUCCUGGGGCUGAUAGAGGCAGUCACACCCGAAGAUCUCCAGGGCUUCUGGGGCCGCCAUGCUCGAUCCCAGUUGAUUCUCUGCGGCAACUUUCUUAUAUACCUUUUCCUCCUUUCGCCGACAAAUUCGGACGUUGACGCGGUCUGGGGUCUGAUUGAGAGGUUCGAAGCAUCGCUGCAACGUCUGGAAAGUCAGGCUGAUGAGGCGGCGAAAUUACUCAUCCACCCGGUUGCUCUACGAGUGCAGUCCUUGUUCAUCCAGGGCGUCGAUCUCAUGCGCAAGUCGCAUUCAGCAGGAACAGCCUCUGCAACAGCAUCGGCCGUCUGA